AUCCAGUUGUAGAGAUGGAGGAGUGAUGAGCAAAGGAGUCAAGACCAUGCUGGAGAAACCCACAGAAACAGUUGACCUGACCAAGUGGGAGCACAGAGACCCCAGUGGUAAAACUAGGGAACCAGCACUGGACCGAUCCAAGCCUUCUGAAUCCUUGGUGAAUAUUUGGAUGAAGCCAUUAAACUAAUUGCUUGUCAUCAUGAGCAGAAGCAAGCGGGACAACAAUUUUUAUAGUGUAGAGAUUGGAGAUUCUACAUUCACAGUCCUAAAACGGUAUCAGAAUUUAAAACCUAUAGGUUCAGGAGCUCAAGGAAUAGUGUGUGCAGCUUAUGAUGCUAUUCUUGAAAGAAAUGUUGCAAUCAAGAAGCUCAGCCGGCCAUUUCAGAAUCAGACUCAUGCUAAGCGAGCCUACCGAGAACUAGUUCUUAUGAAAUGUGUUAAUCACAAAAAUAUAAUUGGCCUUUUGAAUGUUUUCACACCACAGAAAUCCCUAGAAGAAUUUCAAGAUGUUUACAUAGUCAUGGAGCUCAUGGAUGCAAAUCUUUGCCAAGUGAUUCAGAUGGAGUUAGAUCAUGAAAGAAUGUCCUACCUUCUCUAUCAAAUGCUGUGUGGAAUCAAGCACCUUCACUCUGCUGGAAUUAUUCACCGGGACUUAAAGCCUAGUAAUAUAGUAGUCAAAUCAGACUGCACUUUGAAGAUUCUUGAUUUUGGACUGGCGAGGACUGCAGGAACAAGUUUCAUGAUGACGCCUUAUGUAGUGACUCGCUACUACAGAGCACCAGAGGUCAUCCUCGGCAUGGGCUACAAGGAGAACGUGGAUUUAUGGUCUGUGGGGUGCAUUAUGGGAGAAAUGGUUUGCCACAAAAUCCUCUUUCCAGGAAGGGACUAUAUUGAUCAGUGGAAUAAAGUUAUUGAACAGCUUGGAACACCCUGUCCUGAAUUCAUGAAGAAACUACAACCAACAGUAAGGACUUAUGUCGAAAACAGACCUAAAUAUGCUGGAUAUAGCUUUGAGAAACUGUUCCCUGAUGUGCUUUUCCCAGCUGACUCUGAGCAUAACAAACUUAAAGCCAGUCAGGCAAGGGAUUUGUUAUCCAAAAUGCUAGUAAUAGAUGCAUCCAAAAGGAUCUCAGUAGAUGAAGCUCUCCAGCACCCAUACAUCAACGUCUGGUAUGACCCUUCAGAAGCAGAAGCUCCACCACCAAAGAUCCCUGACAAGCAGUUAGAUGAAAGGGAGCACACAAUAGAAGAGUGGAAAGAACUGAUAUAUAAAGAGGUAAUGGACUUGGAGGAGCGAACCAAGAAUGGAGUCAUAAGAGGGCAACCAUCUCCUUUAGGUGCAGCAGUGAUCAAUGGCUCUCAACACCCAUCGUCUUCACCGUCUGUCAAUGAUGUGUCUUCAAUGUCCACAGAUCCGACUUUGGCCUCGGAUACAGACAGCAGUCUAGAAGCAUCAGCCGGACCUCUAGGCUGCUGUAGAUGACUACUUGGGCCUUGGGGGGGUGGGAGGGAUGGGGAAUCGGUUAGUCAUUGAUAGAACUGCUUUAAAAACAAUUCAGUGGUCAUAUUUUUGAGUGAUUUUUCAGAAAAUGUAGAAUUCAUUUUGUAGUAAAGUAGUUUAUUUUUUUUAAUUUCAAGUGUUGUAAUUUAAAACCUAAGUUGUGUUUUUAAACAGCAACAAAACUAUUGUAUUUUUGCUGUAAUUAACUGUAUGAUGUAAACCUAAUUAUUUUAUCAUGGUUUAAAUUUUUGCAUAUUUGCUUUAUCUUAUGCUGCUGAUUUUUUUUUACUGAAUUUGUAAGAUUUUGUUUAUCAAAGCAACUAUUAUGUGGUGACUUGCAUAUAUCAUGAAUUAUUUAAGAUGUUUAUAAGUUUUUAUUAGAAUUUAUUUCAGAUGUUUGUUCAUGAUGCUAUCCUUAAGGGUUAUGUGCUUAUCAAUGAAAUAACCCCAGAGGAGUAAGGGAAAAUAACCUGUAGCCAGUUAUAUUCAGGAAUAACUACUGUAAAUGAUGAACGUGUCAAGAAACCUCCUAUUUGCUACUUGCCAAUCUCAAUUUAGUUACAACAAUUAGUAUGCAACCUUACCUAAAUUUUGGCAAAUGCCCUGCUAUCUAAAUGACCUAAUAACUCAAAGCAUGUCUUUAAAAAUGCUGAGCACAUCCUGCUACCUUUUGGAGCUCCCCACCCCAACCCAACAGAAACUCAAAUCAAGAAACGUGGUGUAUUCUGAACAUUGUGGCAUGCUCAGCUUUUGAUCAUAUACAGUCAAGAGGAUACUUCAUGAAUAUACAUUUCAAUGCAAAUCAACAGAUGGUUCCCUUGUACUAGCUAUGAGCCUGCUUCUGUAUACACUGAGUUAAUCUUCUCAGGCUGUAGGUCCUGGCAUUGGUCAAGAGUCUGCACUUCUCUUUUGUACAGCUCCUGGCCUCUGGACCUUCCCGGUUCCUAUUCCUUGAAGGCUCAGUCUGAUGAGCACCUGUGUAUGGUGUUUCUGGCCAUUUGAUUCUACCUGUAACAUAAUCCUAUUUUUACUAGCUGUCAGGAGGUUCCAAAGCCUACUUAAAUUUGUGUAGGUGAUGUUUAAAUGAGCAAUAUACCGUUCAUCUGAAAAUAGUAGCACACAGCCAUAUGUAGGAUGUCAUUUUCUAAGGACUGUUUCUUCACAGUGAGCAGAGCAGGCAAAGUGGUGGUUCUUUAGUCCGAGUCUUUGAUUUUUAUACCUGAUUUCAAGUAUAAUACGCAGUGUGGACGUUGAGUAGUUUAAGAAUGGUGCUGCUCCUGACAAGUGUGUGUUAACUGUUUACAUUUUAUAUCUACAGAAUCUUUUCUCUGUAACUGAAUUUUUCCUAAGUAAAAUGUCAUCGAGGUCUCAUUAUUUCUGAAAUGAUGUCUGUAAUGCCCAGGCACCUUUGGUAUUGUCUGGAAUAAGAGGGAUUUCAUGUAAUGAACUGGGAAAUACAUACUUUAUGAGCUGCAAGGUUGUAGGGAGAAGCCCCUUGGAGCUCCCAACCAACAGGAGUAAGAGAAUAGGCACAGCUCAGCAAAUUUCUGAAAGUUUGCUUAGUUUUUUGUUUGUAUAUUUAGUGUAGAAUUACUUUCAAGUAAGGUAUUUUCGGUCAUUGUUAAUGUGCAAUACUUAAGAUUAAGAUACAUUAGCCUUUUUUUUUACACUUUGAAAUAUAGCAAAUUAGUUUACCAUGAUUUCUAAUGUCCCACCUUUUAGUGAUUCCUUUUCUAUACGUAUAACAUGGUGCAUUAAUUUUAUUAGGGAAGUAUGAAUUUGAGACUAUUGCGCCUCUUGGGCUGUAGAAAUACAAGAUUGGAGUCAGGAUUUUAGCAGAAAUUGGAGCGUGAGUGUGUUCUUAUUUUAUAUUAGUUUCACAGCUAACUGGUUUUGUUUUCCCUAGGAUACAAUGUGUCACUAUUGCACUUUAACAGCUGACAUGCUUCAUUAGUUUUCUGUAUUUUAUGUUUGAUUGCUGAGAAGCCAUCUUUCUUGAUGCAGAUUUUGGUUAAGUAAGAAAUAACAGUUGUUCUGAUUGUACAUUUGUUGUAAUUGCCAGCUCCCACUUGCCAGCCAUCAUGUUUCAGUUGAAUUAAAAGAAAACGAGCUUUCAAUGCUUAAUGUAAACUAAAAUACUUAACAAAAUUAUACCCUAAAAGUAAGGUCUGUUUGUUAAAUGUGUGUGCCCCAGCUUUUUACGAUCCAUUGUUUACAUAACUUCCCCCUCUUUGCUUAAACCUUUUAACAUAAAUCAUGUUGGUACUUUUAGAGACUUAAAUCUUAAGUAUUUUUUUUAAGAAUUUACAAAAAACAUUUCCGUCUAGCAGUACUUGUUAAGCCACCCUAUAAUUUGACUUUUCAAUUAUAUAUGCUUAAGCUACCCGUUGUCUUACUGUUCCAAAGUUUUUUGAGAAUUAGCAGUCAACGUCAUAGGUUAGGAAAAGGACACUGAUUCUUCCUACAUAUCUUCCUGGUCACAGUUGUCUUACCCCUAAUAUAUACUGACCAUCUGUAAGAUGACCAUGUUGUUGGGAUUGCUUGUUACAAAUGGAGCAUCUCAACUCUUUCCACUAUUUGCUACGUGUUUUUUUAUUGUGUCUUGCCAUGCUGCUUGCUGAUUGCCAACUCAAAAGAGUGCACACCAGGAACAAAGCCCAGUGGGUUCACACCUCACUUGUAAGAGAAGCUGUAGUUCCUACCAGUACAGAGAAGUUUGAUUGUGUACAAAGCAGCAGCUUGCCUGGCAGCCUGUCACCCUCUGUUCUGGGUUUGUCUCACUCUGUUACCCCAAGACAUAGAGGCAGAGAGGCUACUGACAAAAUGAGCAAUAGGCAAGUGAAGCUGUUAAAUUACAAAUAUAACGUGGUUUACACUAUUGGCCAGUUUCUGCCACACACAUGAAGACAACCAUUAGUGUUGCCUAGGCAGUAGCCUGCACAGCAUUUAAGAUAAAAACAUAGUCUAUUUUCAGAAAUACUGUUGUAGUUUGUGAGUGUUGCUCAUUAGUCACACAUUAGCUGUAGAGUGGAUGCAUGAUGCCCCAUGACCCCAGUAAUUCUUCCCAAUGAGUAGCAAACCCAGCACCAUCUUUCAUCCAUAGCCCUCUUCAGCAUUGCCUCCAUGGCCUAUUACAUUUUAGUGUGCAUCGUGUUUCUAUUGAUCUCUUAGGUUUUUCCUGGACCACAGGAAACAAAUUUGUCUUAAUAGCAUGACAGAUGGAAGAGAUAAAGGGCAUUGAAGCAGAAAUGUGUAGUUGGGGUAAGAUAGGAAAACUUGUGUCCUAAUUAAUUUCAAAAUAACUGCUCUUAGUCAAAGUGCUAUUAAGGGGAGUCUAGUAAGAGUAACCUUCUGGGCAUUUCUGGUUUAGAUUCUCUUCAUUAACAAAACUUCUGAGAAAUAGUACCUGUGGAUUAGUUUUGCACAAUAUCCUAUUCUCACAGUGACUUAAAAUUAAACUAGGUUUUUAUUGAACUACCUCACACUGAUUUUCUAUGCUUUCCCAAGUAAGCUGUUGCCCUUAAUGUUAGAUCUUUACUGAGUGUAAAUUAUUAAUGUGUGUUGCAUACUUUGUAGUCACUGUUGACAAAAUACCAGUAAGUAUGUGAAGUGCAUACCUUGCCUCAGUAAGGGACAGUCCUGUGUAGUCUUCCACUGUGUCUGGGGAAUUGUGCUAGCUGUGCUUAUUGACAUCAUCACUGUUUUUUGUAAGAAACCUGCUCAAGAUAUCAGUCCAUGCUUUACAUUUUACAAAAGGAGUAAAUCUUAGUAAAUUUUACGAAGAAAUAAAUUACUUUUGUAGGCCCAAUAUUUGGUAUAUUUUUGAGAAGCUCUUAAUCUUAUAGCCGAAUGAUGAAGUUAAACUGAAGUAGCUGUCUGCCAGGACUGUGACAUCUAUUUUCUCAUUACAGUUUAUCCUGUUAAUAAGGUUUUGAACCUGAAAACCUAAGGAUGAUAAUUAGAAUUUUUUCCUCUCUCCCUGUACAUGUCACUCCUUCUUCGUCCCUCCCCUCCUUGUGUUUGUUUUCCUUUCCCUCUCCUCUCUUAGAUAAAACAAAAUGGGGCACUUUGUAGGGAAUGCUGAGAUCAUUAUUGUGGUUUACUUGUUCAUGCCCUAGUCAUUAAACAUGCACCACUGGAUGUAAACAGUGUUAUCUAGUAUGUCAAUUGGUUAUAAUAUUUUAAAUAAAAAAGAAAAAGUGG
Messenger RNA from Cricetulus griseus (Chinese hamster), 5704 nucleotides. The record is from RefSeq and is a predicted model, not a curated record. Lineage: Eukaryota; Metazoa; Chordata; Mammalia; Rodentia; Cricetidae.